UACACAAGCAGACACUAAAAUCUAGUGCCCAUAUAAAAACAUAAAUAUGCCACUUGGUGGUGACAACUUCAAGGGUUUUAAGGAACUAAAUAAAAUUCCCAAGGACAACAAUAAGUACAAGUACAUCGGUGCUUUGAUCGUUAUUAUACCCGGCAUUAUGUUGGGCGGCUUUUUGGGCAAGAAGUUGGCCCAGUUUCUGGAACUAUUUGAUCUAUAUGCGCCCGAUAUCUCGGAUGAUGAUUAAUGCAACAUUAAUUCUACAUGGCCAAACGGGAUGCUAGGAAAGAAAACUCAACGCAAACAACUGCCCGGACCGGUAACCAAAAUCGGUACAGGGUAUCCAGUGCAACCGAUCAAUUGAAUCAUAAUUAGAGCAACGAGCUCAAAGGCAAACAAGUUUUUAGCAAUAAAUGCAUAUUU
This is a messenger RNA of Drosophila santomea, 420 nucleotides long. Its product is annotated as essential MCU regulator, mitochondrial. Gene Ontology annotation, cellular component: uniplex complex; mitochondrial inner membrane. The record is from RefSeq and is a predicted model, not a curated record. NCBI's taxonomy places the organism in Eukaryota, Metazoa, Arthropoda, Insecta, Diptera, Drosophilidae. Gene Ontology annotation, biological process: calcium import into the mitochondrion; mitochondrial calcium ion homeostasis. Bases 47 to 244 code for a protein of 65 amino acids. The transcript has 2 exons.